Molecule: messenger RNA, 1358 nt
Organism: Malania oleifera
Lineage: Eukaryota; Viridiplantae; Streptophyta; Magnoliopsida; Santalales; Ximeniaceae
Exons: 11
Coding region: 252-1034 (260 amino acids)
Biological process (GO): maturation of 5.8S rRNA; maturation of LSU-rRNA
Cellular component (GO): nucleolus; preribosome, large subunit precursor
Source: RefSeq, a predicted model, not a curated record
GGGCCGGAUCCAGUCUGACUAGAUAAUACUCAUAACAGGAGCUCGUUCCUGAUCCGAACCCGUUUCGCUGCCUCUUCUGCUAAAACUCUCGAGUUCAGCUUGCCUUCAUCAGAAACAAAAACCCUUGAACCACCGAUUGCUAGUGUUAUUUUUUGCAGCCCUCCGGCCGUCCGGUUCGUCCCGCACUUGCCAUUCUACAAAAUCUUUUACAGUGACCCCAAACAGCCCCUAAGGUUUUGUCCGUCGUUGACAUGCCGCAAGGAGAUUACAUAGAGCUGCAUCGAAAGAGGCAUGGCUAUCGCCAUGACCACUUCGAGCGCAAGAGAAAGAAAGAGGCUCGUGAAGUCCAUAAGCGCUCUGCUAUUGCACAGAAGGCUUUGGGUAUUAAGGGUAAGAUGUUUGCAAAGAAACGCUAUGCUGAGAAAGCUCAAAUGAAGAAGACACUGGCCAUGCAUGAGGAAUCAUCAAAUAGGCACAAGGUGGAUGAAGACGUUCAUGAAGGUGCUGUUCCUGCCUAUCUUCUUGAUCGUGAAACGACCGCACGGGCAAAAGUUCUUAGCAACACUAUAAAACAAAAGAGGAAAGAAAAAGCUGGGAAGUGGGAGGUUCCUCUACCCAAGGUCAGGCCUGUGGCUGAAGAUGAGAUGUUUAAAGUGAUCAGAUCUGGUAAACGGAAAACCAAGCAAUGGAAGAGGAUGGUCACCAAAGCCACAUUUGUGGGGGCAGGCUUUACAAGAAAGCCUCCCAAGUAUGAGCGGUUCAUUCGUCCUACAGGAUUGCGAUUUACCAAAGCCCAUGUGACGCAUCCUGAACUUAAGUGCACUUUCAAUCUUGAGAUAAUAGGAGUAAAGAAGAAUCCUAAUGGUCCCAUGUAUACCUCACUUGGUGUUCUGACCAAGGGAACUAUAAUUGAGGUGAAUGUUAGUGAGCUAGGUCUUGUUACACCCGCUGGAAAAGUUGUGUGGGGUAAAUAUGCUCAAGUGACAAAUAACCCAGAGAACGAUGGUUGUGUUAAUGCGGUUCUGCUCGUCUGAUCGUAGCUGGACUACUGUAAAAUUGUCCAACACUGUUAACAGUUUCCCGCAUCAUCGGGAGAGAAAUCCUGGUGUGCUACUCCUGUUGUCCCAUCUCUUUAACGUGGAUUAUUAAGGGAUAUUUCAAUAUUGGCCGAGAGAGCCAAGAGCCAGGGUGCUCUUCCCUGUAGUUUAACAUGUGCACUGCGUUUAGUUUGCAUUUGUUUCCGUGGGAGCUUUAUAGAAGAGCAAACCAGGAGUUGUAUGGAUUGGUUCAGUGUUGAUACAUUACUUCCAUUUUUUUACAUGAGUUAAAUUUUAGUUUUAAACAAGGUUUUAGAAAUA